AUGCGUUGUAGUCAGUUCUUAGUGCUGGCGAUCGCUGCUGUCGUUAUUUGCAGCAGCACCAUUGUUGUUGCUGAGAAUGUGGCUCAGAGCUCGAAUUACGUGAACAACGUCAGCCCUAGUGCCACAAAUGAAGGCCGACGCUAUCUCAAGGGCAGCAUGACAACAACCGGUCUCGAUGCAGCGGACGAAGAGAGAAUUGGCGCAAGUACCCCCAGUUUCAAGCAGUUGUUCGGGUUGGUCAGACUCCCCAACUUUUCGAAUGCCCCUGGGAUUAAGCACAUUAAAGCGGUCAUGCAGAAACUCGGCGCCAUGCGUAUUGCGAGGAUGAGGAAGAGGCGCAACAAUAGACCUGGGACUUACGGCUUUUAG
Phytophthora nicotianae INRA-310 is the source of this 369-nucleotide messenger RNA. RefSeq lists its product as hypothetical. The transcript has a single exon. Bases 1 to 369 code for a protein of 122 amino acids. The record is from RefSeq and is a predicted model, not a curated record. Lineage: Eukaryota; Oomycota; Peronosporomycetes; Peronosporales; Peronosporaceae.